AUGAAACGAGCAGCUAAAGGAAUUCUUUUUAAUCUUGAUUGUUUACAAAUGGAUAUACGAUCAAUUGAAGAUAAUCAUAAUCAUAAUAGUGAUGAUAAUCAAAUAAAAGUUAUGAUUUCUUAUUCACAUCAAGACAUGGAAUUUUGUAAAAAUCUUGUUAAAAAAAUUCAAGAACGUUUUCAAGGACAAGAUUAUAAAGCAGAAGAUUGGUUUGAAAUUCGUGCUGGUUCAGCAACAUGGGUACAUUUUGGAGCUAAGAAAACUGAUGAAGAAGUUAUGGAAAAUCUGUUAAAAUUAAUUACUGUACGGAAUCAAGUAAAACGAAACGAGAACAAACUUGAUCCUUCACAUCGAUCACAUUUGAAAAAAAUUUCUGAUAUACAAUUGCAAUCAAAUUCUACUGUAUCAGACAUUAUACCUAUUUUUUCAAUUGAAGAAUGGACUUGUGAAGAAGUACAACAAUGGCUUCAUUUACCACCAUCUUCUCUUCAACUAUCAUCUGGUCGAGCUUUACUAACAUAUAUGAAUUUAUUAUCACAUGACGAUACACAAUAUGAUGAAUACGAACAUCGAAUGCGUAAUCAUGGUGUAAGUCAAGAACAAUUUUCUAAUUUAAUAUCAUUAUUUGCAUCUGUUCGUUCAUUAAAUGAUACUGAAACAACAUCAUCUAAAUUACCUGAGCAAUGGACACGCAUAGAGAUAAAAUAUUGGUUUCAGCAAAAUCAUUUAUCUGAUGAUUUAUUAAAUGUAUUGAAUUUAAUCGAUGGAUCUCAACUUAUUAUGUAUGGACAAUUAAUUAUUGAUUCAUCAUUACGUAUUCAUGAAGAAUAUAAUCGAUUGAAAAAUAAGAUUGGAAAAGAUGUUUUUCAUCUCAAUGAAUAUAGUCGACUUUUGAGUGGUUUGAAAAAACUUGUCAAUCAGUCAAAAUCAAAAGAAGAACCUAUUUCAUGUAAUAUUCUGUAG
Messenger RNA from Rotaria sp. Silwood1, 963 nucleotides. The record is from the annotation of a GenBank genome assembly. Lineage: Eukaryota; Metazoa; Rotifera; Eurotatoria; Philodinida; Philodinidae.